AGAGAGUGGGAUGUCCGGCUUGGGAGGAGAACUUCUGCGUUUCACACGACAAAAGAGCGAUUUUAAAAUGGGUGAUGCUGAGAAAGGCAAGAAGAUUUUUGUUCAGAAGUGUGCCCAGUGCCAUACUGUGGAAAAGGGAGGCAAGCACAAGACUGGGCCAAAUCUCCAUGGCCUGUUUGGGCAGAAGACAGGUCAGGCCCCUGGAUUUUCUUACACGGAUGCCAACAAGAACAAAGGGAUCACCUGGGUAGAGGCUACACUGAUGGAGUAUUUGGAGAAUCCCAAGAAGUACAUCCCUGGGACAAAAAUGAUCUUCGCUGGCACUAAGAAGAGUUCAGAAAGGGCAGAUUUGACAGCUUAUCUCAAAAAAGCUACUACUGAGUAAUAGUUGGCCACUGCCUUAUUUAUUACAAAUGUCUUGUGACUUUUUUAUGUCUACCAUAUUUAAAUUGAUCUCAUAUACCAGAAUUCAGAUCAUGAAUGGCUGAUAGAGCAUUUCUUUGGGGCAGUUCUGAUUUAAAUAAUACUGGCUUGUGGCUAAAUGAUUACAAUCAGCUUUUUGAACUUUGAUGGUAAUCUGGGUUCAGCAACUGCUAUCACUAUUUUCCCCUUCUAAAAAUAUGACUGGACUCAGUUGGUAAUAUUCACCUUUUCACAGAGAUGGUGAAUGCUGUUUCAAAACCUGUAGGGGAUUGGUUUUUUAUUUAGAUUUAUGUAACUGCUAAUAUGAACAUUUUAAA
This is a messenger RNA of Phyllostomus discolor (pale spear-nosed bat), 740 nucleotides long. RefSeq names its product cytochrome c-like. Gene Ontology annotation, biological process: mitochondrial electron transport, ubiquinol to cytochrome c; mitochondrial electron transport, cytochrome c to oxygen. The coding region runs from base 11 to 385 and encodes 124 amino acids. Gene Ontology annotation, cellular component: mitochondrial intermembrane space. The transcript has a single exon. Gene Ontology annotation, molecular function: electron transfer activity; heme binding. NCBI's taxonomy places the organism in Eukaryota, Metazoa, Chordata, Mammalia, Chiroptera, Phyllostomidae. The record is from RefSeq and is a predicted model, not a curated record.